GUAGCAAUAACUAUUUCUCAUCUCACGUCUUGCUUGAGGAGUGCGUUUGCGACCAGAAUCUGUUUUAUCUGUGACUGGAAAAUCCGUCAAAAAUUUUAGCGUACUUCAUGAUGUCAGGGCUCAACUGGGACAAAGCUAUAGAAGAACAGGAGAAAGGAGAGUUAGCUAGUAAAGUGGAGAACAUCAGAUUGAAUGCUACGGAGAAGCAGAAUGCCUCAGGAGACAAGACAGAAGCAUCAAACCAGAACACAGGUGAUACAAAUGCGAAGGAAGAAGAUGAAGACGAAGCUGCCAAGGCAGCGGCAGAUGCCUCACUGCUGAACAAAGCCCUCCACAACAGGCUCCAGGACAUCUCACAGACCCAGCUGGAGGUCCAACAGAAAGAUCCAACCUCCCCCCUCUACUCCGUCAAAUCCUUCGAAGAGCUUCAUCUAAAGCCUGACCUGUUGAAAGGCGUUUAUGAGAUGGGCUUCAAUGCUCCCUCAAAGAUCCAAGAAACAGCACUUCCUCUUCUCCUUGCAGACCCACCAAAGAAUAUGAUCGCCCAGUCACAGAGCGGCACAGGAAAGACAGCUGCCUUUGUCCUUACUAUGCUUAGUAGGGUCAACGUAAGCAACAACUGGCCACAGGCAAUCUGCCUGGCGCCCACGCUGGAGCUUGCCAUGCAGAUCGGCGCCGUGGUGGAACAGAUGGGCAAGAACAUGACGCAGCUGAAGAUCAUCUACGCGGUCAGAGGGAACAAACUUCCCAAGGGGACAAAGAUCGAGCACCACAUUGUCAUUGGCACACCGGGCACUAUGCUGGACUGGUGCAUCAAGUUCCGCUUCGUCGAAAUGAGCAAGAUCAGUGUGUUUGUGCUUGACGAGGCGGACGUCAUGAUCGCCACGCAGGGACACCAAGACCAGUCAAUACGUAUCCAGAGGAAACUUCCCAACACCUGCCAGAUGAUGUUGUUCUCAGCCACCUACGAGGACUCGGUCAUGCAGUUUGCCAAUAAGAUCGUGUCAGAUCCAGUCGUCAUCCGACUCCGGCGGGAGGAAGAGAGCUUAGACAACAUCAAGCAGUUCUACGUGCUGUGCCCCACAGAGAAGGACAAGUAUGAAGCCCUGUCCAACAUCUACGGAGCCGUCACCAUCGGUCAAGCCAUGAUCUUCUGCCAGACCAAGAGAACAGCCAGCUGGUUGGCAGAGAAAAUGACUCGAGACGGUCAUGCCGUGGGGCUGCUCAGCGGAGAGUUGGAGGUCUCGCAGCGACUGGCUGUCCUGAAGCGCUUUAAAGAUGGCAAGGAAAAGAUAUUGAUCACAACUAACGUCAUGGCCCGAGGCAUUGACAUUGAGCAGGUCACUGUAGUGGUGAACUUUGACCUGCCAGUCGACGUCAGUGGUCAGGCGGACUGCGAGACAUACCUGCACCGCAUUGGCCGGACAGGACGCUUUGGCAAGAACGGUCUGGCCAUCAACUUUGUGGACAGGCCCAGGAGCAUGGACAUCCUCCAGCAAAUUGAGCGACACUUUGGUCGGAAGAUCCUCUCAUUGAGCACGGACGAUGCCGAAGAACUGGAGAAGAUUGUUUGAUAUUUAGGCCUUGGAGACUUCCAAAAUAUCCAAAAAAAAGUCGUAACUCGAACCAGCAGUUGACUUCGCUUGUUUUCUUUUGAACAUCUAACGUCCUGGAAUUGUUCGGCCAAACAAGACAAGAAAUGCACGUAUCUGGUUUUGUGGUAUGUGCUAAGAUAAUAGAGCUAUAUUAAAUAACCAGAGCGCUAACCGGCACGGCAACGUGAAGCCUGCUUGGCUGAUGGAAAGCUAGAAAUUUGAUUCCCAGUACAUUAUACGGUAAAGGGGCACCCCCCAUGUGGUGCACAAGCCGUAUACCCUAUGGCUAUUGUGCCUACUGCACCCCACUCAGAAAGCUGAAAGGAAUUCCAAAGAUUCCACCAACACAAAAGAAGCCGCAAUUGGGGGGGGGUUUGCCGCAACUCGGGCAUCAUAUGAGAAAUUUUGUACGGCUUUUGCACAGCAAUUUGCAUAUCUGCAGCCGUACUCUAAAACAAUGUGUCAACAAAGUUGACAAGCCAAAAACCUAAAUGCUCAAUCAGUAAAUGAGCAAUUGGUUGUGCUCGACGUAAACCAUACCAACACGCUUGCAUCUGCUCUGCAGGUGAAAUUUGCUGCAGCUUUAUAAAGCGGCAUAUUACUGAUAGAAAAUAUGCUCACAUAUAUCUAUACAAUGUACUCAUGUACUGCAUAUAUAAUGCAUAGUUUUAAAAAGGUUCGGUAUUAUUUCAUUUCAUCCCACAAGCGUACACUUGACUUCAAAAUGUCGGCACUGAUGAGGACCCUGUCAUAGAUUUUCUGUGGAAGGAAUAGAGACGCCAACACUCUAGUAAUUUAAUAUAGCUCUGUGGUCAGGAUCAGAAUUGAAAAGCGAGAUACAUGUAUGCUCAUUCGGGGCUCUCUUCUGUCACAGGCAAGAAAUUGUGCAAAACCACGGGUGAAGUCUUUUCACAAAUGUUUCAAAACUUCUCUAGAGCUGUGUUUAUUUAAAAGGGUGCCAACAGGCUGUGUAACGAUCAAGUCAAGAGGAUUUUGCCCACAUUUGGAGCUCGAAAGCUUGAUCACUGCCCAGCCAUUUGCAUAGAAAUGUUUGCUGUUCAAUUCUUGUUGGAGGAUUGUAGUUUAUGUACAUGGCAAAGUAACAAAGCCUGACUUUCGUUUUAAAACAAAUCAAAAUUUUUUAGUCAUGUUUGAUUUGUGUAUAAUACUUGUGCGAAUGUGUGGGAGAGCAGCACGCUGAAAUGACUACUGAAGAACUUAUACAUUGCUUGAUAAGCAUUUGACACUUCCCUUGCAUAGCAGUGUAUGCAGCCACUCAUAAAUCUUACCCCAAAAAUCAAAUCAACUGCCAAGUCAAAUGUACACCAGCAACCUGCUGCUUUCAUUUUUGCUCAUCCACUCAUAGAGGAAGGACACAGGAGUUUGAACUGCCCUGGCUGUAACAUCUGGCC
Acanthaster planci (crown-of-thorns starfish) is the source of this 3007-nucleotide messenger RNA. Its product is annotated as ATP-dependent RNA helicase DDX19A-like. The record is from RefSeq and is a predicted model, not a curated record. Gene Ontology annotation, molecular function: RNA helicase activity; ATP binding; nucleic acid binding. Lineage: Eukaryota; Metazoa; Echinodermata; Asteroidea; Valvatida; Acanthasteridae.